Aspergillus oryzae RIB40 is the source of this 399-nucleotide messenger RNA. RefSeq lists its product as uncharacterized. The record is from RefSeq and is a predicted model, not a curated record. The transcript has 2 exons. NCBI's taxonomy places the organism in Eukaryota, Fungi, Ascomycota, Eurotiomycetes, Eurotiales, Aspergillaceae. The coding region runs from base 1 to 399 and encodes 132 amino acids.
AUGAAGUUCCAAUCUCUCUGCAUGUCUCUCUUCUGCGCCGCCACGCUGGCGGCUGCGCUUCCCGUCGAGCCUUCCGCGGAGUCUGCGCCUCAGCCCUGCAUUCCCGCCGAGUUGGCGAAGGUUCUCACCUCUGUGCCGAAAGACUCACCCUUGUAUUGUAAGGGUGAUUCUCAGCCUGAAAAGCGCGACGGCGAGCCUUCCAUUGAGGAGUGCGGGGAUGCGCUGAAGGCUUACGAUGCCGGGGAAGAAGAUGAAGCAUCUGUCGGGGACCUACUGGAUGCUUGUGAGGCAGCAUACGGACCGCCUGGGAAUAAAAAGCGCCAGGCGAAAGAACCAUCCAUCCUGAGCGGAACCGUUGGCAGUGUUAUCGGCGAUGUUAGCCGCGUUGCCGGGCGUUGA